Molecule: messenger RNA, 2424 nt
Organism: Hansenula anomala
Lineage: Eukaryota; Fungi; Ascomycota; Saccharomycetes; Phaffomycetales; Wickerhamomycetaceae
Exons: 2
Coding region: 1-2424 (807 amino acids)
Cellular component (GO): plasma membrane
Molecular function (GO): calcium-activated cation channel activity
Source: RefSeq, a predicted model, not a curated record
AUGAGUGCACUACCCCCAGAUAUUGAUCCCACAAAGCAGCCUCAAAGAGUGUUCAAGGCCCAGCUGAUCGUAUCCACUGUGUUUGGGAUCUUUGCGUUUUUGGCGUUUUGUGUGCUGCGAUUCAGAUGGCCUCAUAUCUAUGCAGUACGCGUCUUAAGAAAGAAAGAUAUUAGAAUAUUACCCAGUACGUUAUUUGGCUGGUGUUUAUCCCUUUAUAAUGUGACUGAUGAUGAAGUUUUGGAACAUGGUGGACUUGAUGCGUACGUGUUUUUAGGAUUUUUCAGAAUGGCUAUUAAAUAUUUUGCACUUUGCUCAGUUAUAUCAUUCUGUUUAAUAGGUCCAAUCAGAUAUUAUUACACUGGACAUUUCGAUAGUGAUGGUAUAGCAUGGGAUGUUGGACCAGUCACAUAUGGUAAAGGCGAUCAUGAUAAUGAUCCCUUGGAUCCUAAACAAUACAAGGCUGCUUGGGUUUAUACUGUUUUCACCUACAUUUUUUCAUGGUUGGCGUAUUAUUUUCUUUGGCAACAAACUGAAAAAGUCGUUUCUGUUAGACAAAGAUAUUUAGGCCAACAAAAUUCGGUUACAGACCGUACAAUUUUGCUUGAAGGUCUACCUCAAGAGUUUGAUCCAAAUGAUUAUUCAAAAAAAUUGAAGAAAUAUAUUGAAGAAUUAGGCAUUGGUAAAGUACGUGAUAUUUAUAUCUCAUAUAAUUGGGAUACAUUGAAGGCAUUGUUCAAAAAAAGAGAAAAAAUUUUAAGAGCACUAGAGAUUGCUUAUUCGAGAUAUGUUCCGUUAAAUGUUGAAGUGUACACUUACGGGAAUCUAGAACCCUCUGUCUCACCAGUCAGAAACUUGCCCCAAACUGAAACACAGCCUUUAAUUGAAGAUAGACCAAAACCAACAAUUAGAUUAGGAUUAUGGGGUAUUUUUGGUGAAAAAGUUGAUGCAAUAGAUUAUUAUUCUGAUCAACUAAUUGAACUUGAUAAAGAAAUUAUAGGUGAACGUGAAAAAAAUAAUUUUCAACAGGCAAGGUCUGCUUUUGUCACUAUGGAUUCUGUUGCAUCUGCCCAAAUGGCUGCCCAAGCAGUUUUGGAUCCUCAUGUUCAUCGUCUUAUUGCCAGAUUAGCACCUGCUCCUCAUGAUGUGUGUUGGGAUAAUAUCUCUUUAACAAAACCUGCAAAGUUUCUUAGGGCAAAUAUUAUCACCUUGAUUAUUGGUGUUUCCACUGUUGGUUUAAUUUUCCCAGUUGUUUCCCUUUCAACUUUAAUUAAUUUGAAAACUAUUGAAAAAUUUUGGCCUGCACUUGGUGAAUGGAUUUCAAAAUCUGAUACAGCAAUUCUUAUUAUUGGAUUGAUUCCACCAUAUAUCUAUACUCUUUUGAAUGUCACCAUUCCUUAUUUUUACUCUUAUUUAUCUACUCAACAAGGUUAUUUAUCAAAUGGUGAAGUUGAAUUAUCAACAUUAUCAAAGAAUUUCUUUUAUAUUUUUUUUAAUUUGUUUUUGAUCUUCACAUUGGCAGGUACUGCUUCUAAUGUUUGGGCAUUAUUUGGUGAUACAACAAAGAUUGCAUUUGAAUUGGCAAAUUCUUUGAAAACCUUGUCAUUAUUCUAUGUUGAUUUGAUUCUACUUCAAGGAUUAGGAAUGUUCCCUUUUAAAUUAUUACAGGUUGGUGAUGUUGGAUUGGAAAUUGUUUCAAAAUUGUUUUAUUGUCGUACUGCAAGAGAUUAUAGAGCUCUUUACUAUACUCCCCCAGUUUUUGAUUUUGGUAUCAUCUUACCACAACAUAUUUUGAUUUUGAUAAUAACAAUGAUAUAUUCAGUUACUUCCACAAAGAUUGUCACUGCAGGUUUGGUCUACUAUGUGUUAGGUUAUUACACCUAUAAAUAUCAAUUAUUAUACACCAUGGUUCACCCACAACAUUCUACUGGCCAGGCAUGGCCAAUGAUUUUCAGAAGAGUUUGUUUAGGUUUAGUUUUGUUCCAAAUAACGAUGGCUGGUACAUUAGCAUUAGAACAUGCUUUCAUCCUAUCUAUUUUGGUGGUUCCAUUGAUUUUUAUGACAUUAUUCGUUGCUUAUAACUUUGAAAAAGAUUAUUUACCUUUAUCAUUCUUUAUUGCUUUGAAAGCUAUCAAAAAAUAUCCAUUAAGCUCAGAAAAUGUGGGCUCCACAACAAGUGGUGCUCAACAAAAUCUUGAUACACUUAAUGAAAACACUUUGACGCAGAGAACAUUAAAAAAGCGGAGAAGUACAAUUGAUGAAGCUAGAGAAGAGUAUAAAACUUAUAAAUGCCCUUAUUUAACAGACCCAUUAGACGGUCCAAUAAUUGGUUUUGAUGGUGAUUAUAUUCAACAGAUUCAAUAUGAACCAACAAGUCUGAAUGAGCGUGUUGUUAGAAAAUAUUAUUCAGUUUCUGAAUGGGAAUGA